CACGGGCGCCCAAACAGCAGGGGGGGCCCGGCGGGUAAUGUUUUGUUUACGGGUAACUGGGACGUUUCCAGUCGCCGCUGCUCCACCAGGACCAUGCAGACCAGAUCUUCAUCCGCACAGGCUGCCACUAAGAAGAACGAGGAGCAGACUGACGACGACAAAGGGGUAAUUUCAACUUUAACACGAGCACAGCACGUUUUAGAGAUCAACCGAUAUCCACCAAGAACACUGUGCUCUCAUGGAUAUGCAAAGCUGCAGCAACAGCUCAGAGAUGCUCGCAAACAGCCGGGCCUCGGUGGUAGCACUGGGAAACCCAACAAAACCCAGCAGCUUAAGAAAGUCUUCAAGGAAUAUGGAGCAGUGGGAGUUUCCUUUCACAUCGGGAUCUCUCUCAUGUCUCUGGGAAUGUUCUACAUGCUAGUAUCCAGUGGGAUCGACAUGACUGCCAUAUUGUGCAAACUGGGCUUCAGCGAGGCGUUCGUUCAGUCCAAGAUGGCCGCCGGAACCAGCACAUUCGUCCUGGCCUACGCCAUUCACAAGCUCUUCGCUCCCGUUCGCAUCAGCAUCACUCUGGUGUCUGUGCCUCUAAUUGUGCGCUACUUCAGAAAGACUGGACUCUUCAAACCUCCCACACCUGCACCCUGAUGGCCCCUCCUCUGCUGCCUCAUUGAG
Molecule: messenger RNA, 672 nt
Organism: Neolamprologus brichardi
Lineage: Eukaryota; Metazoa; Chordata; Actinopteri; Cichliformes; Cichlidae
Source: RefSeq, a predicted model, not a curated record